GAGGCUGUCCGGCUCCCCGCCGCUCGGUGCUCAGUGGCGGAGAAGGCGGGGCGGACGGGCCCGGGAAGCGGGAAGGAUCCUGACUCCCGGCCAUGGCGGCGCCCGGUGCGCUGCUGGUGAUGGGCGUGAGCGGCUCGGGGAAAUCAACCGUGGGCGCCCUGCUGGCCUCCGAGCUGGGAUGGAAAUUCUAUGAUGCGGAUGACUAUCACCCAGAGGAAAACCGAAUGAAGAUGGGAAAAGGGAUCCCACUCAAUGACCAGGACAGGAUACCAUGGCUCUGCAACUUACAUGACAUUUUACUAAGAGAUGUAGCCUCUGGACAGCAUGUGGUUCUAGCCUGUUCGGCUCUGAAGAAAGCGUACAGAGACAUCUUAAUACGAGGAAAAGAUGGAGCAUCCCCGAAGUGUGAUGAGACGGGGAAGGACAAACACCCAGCUGAAGUGAAGCUCCUCGUGGUCCAUCUGAGUGGGUCCUUUGAGGUCAUCUCUGGGCGUUUACUCAAGAGAAAAGGACACUUUAUGCCCCCUGAGUUAUUAGAGUCCCAGUUCGAAACUCUGGAGCCCCCAUCGGCUCCAGAAAACUUCAUCCAAAUCAGUGUGGACAAAAAUCUUUCAGAGAUAAUUGCUACAAUCGUGGAAACUCUAAAAUGAAAAUCGCUUCAGAUCGGGGGUCCAGAACAAUCAGGCAGACAUUUCCAUCCCAUCCCAAACUAUGUUUUAUUGGUUUUUCCAGUAUUCUAAUUUCUUGGGGUGAACAAACCCUAGUGUACUGAACUCUACUUGCCUGGGUGUAUUUUUAGGCAUUUGUGCUCUGGCACAUGAGGAGGAGAUAGGAGGGCACUUUGAAAGUAAAGCUUCAAUAGAAAUUCAAAUUCCUGUGACCUAAUCAGAUGAUCAGAGGGAAUUCUAUAAUCAAUGCUAUAAAUCACCUCAUUUAGAACAUCCUUGAUCAUGCCUAGAUCUGAACAAAUAAAUGAAACUUGGCUAUACCUGGCAUCCCCUGGAAACUGGUCACAGGAGUAGAAAUGUGUAUAAUGUGUAAACGUGUGUAAAACUGACCACUCACCAGCAAGUCCUAAACCUCUCUCCUUGGAUCAUCUCAAGAUAAAUAACAAGUACAUAUAGUUCAUGGAUAUAAAAAACGGCAAAGGUGGAACUUCAGUGGAUGUAGCCUGGGACUCACUGACCCAACUGUCCCACUCAUUUUACGGAAACCCCUGAGAUCCGGUUGGGGUCAGCCACCAACCUCUCUGCUGCAAAAACCGUCAGCAGUGGGCUCUAGGAUAAGGAAAGAACACGAGAGCUGCUCUGACCCAAAUGUGAAAUGAACCUUCCCGCCGGGCAGCAGUGUGCCAGGGGCAGCUGGGCUGGGUGAGGCUGUGCCGGAGGUCAGAGGCCUGGGUUUCAGCCCUUCCCCCGGAGGCUCCAGAAAGAGACUUCCUUAUCCUUCUAUCCUAACCAAGGUCCUGGAAUGCAGCUACUCUGCAGGGCCACUGAUUUGCCUUGCCCAGAGAGUGGGUUUUGGAACUAAUUACCCAUUUUUUUUCCCACCAGGGCAGGCAGCCUGUCUUGGGAACUACAAAGAGAAUACGUGCCAGGGGUGCCAGAGGCGUGAAAGGGCCCUUGUGGGUAGACAGACCUUGCUUAAGGAGACAUGAAACCUCAGAUUUUCCUCUCUGCCAGAUUUGAGAGGCAUCUGCUGUCUGGCUUCAGUCUACAUCAGCUCUCACUACUCGGGGUCCAAGCCCUCAAGUUGACCAGUCCCACAGACUCAGGCUGGCCGAUAGUCACCCCAGUCACAGAGGAGGGACUCAGGCCACAGUACUCAGUGAGUCCAGACUGAAAACCACCAUGGGCACUCUGCAGCGUCUGCGGACCUGUAAUGGGACACAGAGCUCCAGCUCUCAGGUGGCUUACGUCGGGGUGGAAGGACAGGGCAUCUCCCAUCCUCUGGCAUGGGCUCGAGUUCUCAGCAAAGGCCACUGCUCACAAAAAAACUGAGUUUCACUCCACUGGACUGUCCCAUAGGACCUGGUGAACAAGCCUGCUUAUAAUUAUAAGAGCACAAGCUAUUUUAUGCAUAAAUGAAAAUGUUUUUGCAGUUGUAA
This is a messenger RNA of Mustela erminea (ermine), 2107 nucleotides long. It is a transcript of the gene IDNK, whose product is annotated as IDNK gluconokinase. The transcript has 5 exons. The record is from RefSeq and is a predicted model, not a curated record. Gene Ontology annotation, molecular function: gluconokinase activity. Gene Ontology annotation, cellular component: cytoplasm. Lineage: Eukaryota; Metazoa; Chordata; Mammalia; Carnivora; Mustelidae. The coding region runs from base 93 to 650 and encodes 185 amino acids.